CCAGGGCAAAAGGCGCUAAAUUGGCCCUUCGUUCUGAUUGGCUAUUCUUCCGGCCAAUCCCGAAAUGGCCAGAAUGCCUUAUGCGGCUGCGCGGGGCAAUUUGAAUUUUCUUCGUUUUGCGCCCGUUAUGAUGGUGGACGUGGUGAUGGCUUCCGUGGCUUCGUUUGCUCCUGUUGCCGAGGCUGUUAUGGAGCCUUCCGCGCGCGCGCAAAUGUUUGAAACUCACAUACAGAACUACAGCGGCGAUGACCCACUUGAUCCUUGGUAUAGAUACAUUCAGUGGGUAGAAGGGAUGUCGGAAGCAGAAGGAAGACAAAAGUACAUGCCGCAUUUGCUGGAGCGGCUUGUGAAAACAUUUUUAAGUGACAAGAGGUACCAGCAUGACCCAAGAUUCAUCAACUGCUGUAUGAAGUUUGCCAACUUCAUUGAUAACCCAAGUCAGUUUUAUGACUAUAUGUACAGCCAAGGGAUUGGUAACAAGUCGUCCCUUUUCUAUUGUGCUUGGGCUCAGAAACUGGGCGUGCAAGGAAAUGUGCCUCAUGCAAGUGCUGUUAUUCAGAAGGGUAUUCACAAUGGAGCACAGCCAAUUGAGGAACUACAUCAACAGUACAGGCUGCUACAGAGUUGCUUACCUCAGACCCAAAUUUCAAAUCAAGUUGGUGUCUUGCAGCCAGUUAACCCCCAGCUGUUGAAUCAAAUGGCUUCUAAAGAUGACCCAGCCUGUUUUUACCAAAGUCAGAAUCCAACCAAUUCAGAAUCACAUCACAUCACCUGUAGCGGACCAGGAAAUAUGGAACAGCCUAAAUACAUAACCACCAUUUCCAAAUCGGAAGUCUUACCAACUCCUUCAUCCAGUGUUGUACUUGAGCAGAAGCUCAUGUAUGACAAGAACCUUCUUUAUUCUGAAGGCUCUGAACUGUCCUUUGAAGAAGUAAGAGCGGAUGCAUUUUUUAAAAAGGCCAAACAACUGAAAAGGCACAAGGAAUGGGAGUAUGAAGACAAAGAAUUUAUGAAGAAGAAAGAAAAUGACCUCUUAGAACUACAAGAACUACAGCAGAAGCUAGAUCAGCUCUCCCAGACUUCGUCGUCUUCCCAGAAAACUACAGUACGCCCAUCUGCUCACCAAUCCUUUUUAAGUGCCACAGCGGGUGACCCGUAUGGACAAAUCAGUGCAGCUCAGUAUUGGCCGGAGCGGGCAGCACCUUCCCCAGCUGGGUAUCUUCAAAAGUCUUUGAACUGGGGGACAGAACAUCAGCGUUUGGCUGGAGCUGCUUCGGCUUCACUGCUGAUUGAAAACCAGCAGCAAAGAUCAGCAUUUGGGGAGAUUUCAGUGGGAGGCCCUUCAGCUCAACAGCCAGUUGGAAAUUUCCAGCAACUGACAGCAUUGGUUUCUUUGUCAACUGCACCGAGUGAAAAGGCUGCAUCCCAAGUAAAACAUGAUCUUGAAGAGUGUGAGGAUAGUCUGCAUAGGCUUCAGGUUGGCUGCGAGGAUUCUGUCCAGCUGCCUCAGAAACGUGCUGUCCUCUCCAACAGUUACCAUUAUGGAGAGCGGCACUUGAAUACUUCUCAUCAGAAACUGCAGCACUCCAUGGAAAUGAGAGAUGCAUCGGGUGGUAGAAAUUCUUCCAUUUUUGCUGAUAAUCAUCAGGCCACUCCAAACACAUCAAGUAUGAUGCAAGCAACUCCGUUUAAAGUACAGCCAUCUCCUACUGUUCAUACAAAAGAGGCCCUGGGGUUUAUCAUGGAUGUGUUCCAAGCACCUUCCUUCAAAGAUAGUACUAUGCUUUCAGAAGAAGAAGAUGAAGAUGAGCUUGAGGCCUACUGUAGAAAUAAAGGACCAUGUGAGGUUCCCAGCGUUAACCCCACUGCUGCUGAUGUGCCACUUGCAUUUACAAUCUUUGAAGAUGAGAAUGCAGAGGUCGCCCAGCCACACCCAAAGUCAGCGGAAGUCAAAGUCUUUGGAGAACGUUCCACAGUGGGCUGUGUGGCCAGACCAGCAGAGGAAAGCCAGCCAGCGGAGGGCCUGACGGAUGACUGCACAGUGUGGGCUAAUCAGUGCAACAAGACCCUGGCUCCUAGUCCAAAUGACACGGGAGAUUUUGCUCAUGCUGCGCGACUUGCGUCUACACCGUUCAAUACCGUUCCAGUGCCUGUCCGUCAAGCGAUGCAGGUAAUUGAGAACCCUUGGGAUGACAGCUUAAUCCAUCAGCUUCUCUCCGGGCUGCCCAAACUGAUAAGUGCCUACUCAGAUACCUUUGAAUGGGGAUCGAGUCUUCCAGUUCUCAGACCGAAGGCUGAACUCAAACUGGCAUCCACGUCCUUUCAUGUUGACUGUUUACUGGGAGAAGGAGCUUUUGCACAUGUCUAUCAAGCUUCUGUCCUUGAUAUGGACAACACGAAGAAUAAUCGUAAAGUCAUACUGAAAGUGCAGAAGCCAGCAAGCCCCUGGGAAUUCUACAUAGCAGCUCAGCUGACGGAAAGGCUUAAGCCAAGCGCUCGUCAUCUUUUCAUCCGCUUCUAUUCUGCUCACUUUUUUCACAAUGGAAGUAUCUUAGUUGGGGAGCUUUACAGUUAUGGAACGUUACUGAACACCAUAAACAUAUACAAAAAGCUGAUGGAGAAGGUGAUGCCCCAAGCUCUGGUUAUCUACUUUGCCAUAAAGAUUCUGCACAUGGUACAAGAGCUGCACAGCUGUGGGAUAAUUCACGGCGAUGUUAAACCCGACAACUUUAUUUUUGGUGAAAGGUUUUUGGACGACGACACGUGUGACGUGGACAGCGUGUCCCACGGCUUGACCAUCAUUGACUUUGGCCAAAGCAUAGACAUGACCCUGUUUCCUGAAGGAACUGUAUUCACAGGAAAAAGUGAAACGUCUGGAUUUCAGUGUAUUGAAAUGAUGACACACAAGCCAUGGAAUUACCAGACUGAUUAUUUUGGGAUUGCUGCAACAGUCUACUGCAUGCUGUUUGGCACGUACAUGAAAGUGAAAAAUGAACAAGGGAUCUGGAAGCCUGAUGCUGUUUUUAGGAGGACCCCAAAUGCAGAACUUUGGACUGACUUCUUCUUCACCUUGCUCAAUGUACCAGACUGCAACCAUCUCCCUUCACUGGGAGCCUUGCAGGCAAGACUGAGAGACGUAUUUCUGAAAACUUAUGCCAAUAAAGUGACAGCCCUCCGUAACAGGCUUGCGGUGUUGCUUGUGGAAAAUAAACGUUCUCGGAAGUAAAUCCUGGACUCAUCCACUAAUCUUGGGCAAGGGAAAAGGUGGCCACAACACGUCUGGAUAGAAAAAUACUCCCCGUUUCCUGUUUAAGGAUGGUGCAAUGUUUAGCAUUUUGUGGUUUUUUUACAAAUAAACAACUUCUUGAUUGUGAUUGAUAA
Rhineura floridana is the source of this 3381-nucleotide messenger RNA. It is a transcript of the gene BUB1, whose product is annotated as BUB1 mitotic checkpoint serine/threonine kinase. The transcript has 23 exons. NCBI's taxonomy places the organism in Eukaryota, Metazoa, Chordata, Lepidosauria, Squamata, Rhineuridae. Gene Ontology annotation, biological process: protein phosphorylation; mitotic spindle assembly checkpoint signaling; meiotic sister chromatid cohesion, centromeric. Bases 65 to 3226 code for a protein of 1053 amino acids. The record is from RefSeq and is a predicted model, not a curated record. Gene Ontology annotation, molecular function: protein kinase activity; ATP binding.